CGGACCGACGGUUGUGUGGCGGACCAAAAAGACCCAACGGAGCCGGGAUGAGGAAGUCCAAAUAAAUCUCAAUUCGAAUUUGAUGUUUUUCAAAGUGUCUCAGCAGUUAACAAUUUUUCUUCAUUUUUGUAAUGUGUCUAAUGAAUUAAAACUCAAUUAACAGCUUGAUAACGAAAGCAAAACAAUUUAAACCAGAUUUAAAGUGGGAGUAAGCCGGCUUAAAAGUAUUUUCUAAAACGGAAAGUUUUCAAGUGCCAACCGGACUUUACUUUGUUGUCCUAGUUUCCUGCGGUCCAGCGAUUAAAAGAAACAACAUCAGGGCGGCAUAACUCACGACAUGCAAAUCUCGGGCUGGGCGCGGCCGCUUCCCCCAAUUUGCAAUGCCAAGCACUAGAGGGAGCCAAUUAGGAAGCCCACUGCCGCAGCCACAGCCACAGCCACUGACAGAUACCCGAGGUAUUUGAGGUAUUCCGGAUACAGAUUGAUAACAAUAACAACUAACGAACCCGGACGAGAUGGCCGGCCCUCCGCCAGCGGCGGCCCUUCUGCUGGCCGUGCUAAUUAGCAGCUGGCCAAAGGCCUCUUUGGGCGCCACUGGGAACGGCAGCACUGCAGCAGCAGUUGCCAACAGCAGCGGCAACAACUUCGCCUUCACCGCGGACCACUCGGACCACUCGGACCACCUGGAUCACCCGGACCACCCGGACCACGCGGACCACAGUGCCAACGACUCCAUGGAGUACGACGCGGAGAGCGUGGCCCUGGAGCGCAUCGUGUCCACCAUUGUCCCGGUCUUCUUCGGCAUCAUCGGCUUCGCCGGGCUCCUCGGCAACGGACUGGUCAUCCUGGUGGUCGUGGCCAACCAGCAGAUGCGCUCCACCACCAACCUGCUGAUUAUCAACCUGGCCGUCUCCGACAUCCUGUUCGUCAUCUUCUGCGUCCCGUUCACGGCCACCGACUACGUGCUGCCCGAGUGGCCGUUCGGCAACGUGUGGUGCAAGUUCGUCCAGUACAUGAUUGUGGUUACGUGCCACUGCAGUGUUUACACCCUGGUGCUGAUGUCCUUUGAUCGCUUCCUGGCCGUCGUCCAUCCCGUCACGAGCAUGUCCUUGCGGACGGAGCGCAACGCCACGCUGGCCAUCAUGUGCGCCUGGAUAACGAUUGUGACGACUGCGAUUCCGGUGGCGCUUUCGCACUCGGUGCGGAUUUAUCAGUACCACGGAAAUGCCGGCACCGCGUGCGUCUUUUCCACGGAGGAGGAGGUCUGGAGUCUCGUCGGGUUCCAGGUGUCCUUCUUCCUGUCGUCGUAUGUGGCACCGCUGACGCUGAUUUGCUUCCUCUACAUGGGAAUGCUGGCCCGUCUGUGGAAGAGUGCUCCCGGCUGCAAGCCUUCCGCCGAGUCACGGAAGGGAAAGCGACGCGUCACCCGAAUGGUUGUUGUCGUCGUAUUGGCGUUUGCAAUUUGCUGGCUGCCCAUACAUGUCAUCCUGGUGCUGAAGGCGCUCAACCUGUACGGAGGCAGCCACCUGUCGGUCAUCGUCCAGAUCAUCUCCCACGUGGUGGCCUACACGAACUCCUGCAUCAACCCCAUCCUCUACGCCUUCCUCUCCGACAACUUCCGCAAGGCGUUCCGCAAGGUGGUCUGGUGCGGCAGCCCGCCGCCGCUGAUGACCAACCAGCAGGUGACCAAGACCACGCGAACUGCGACCGGCAACGGAACGUCCAACAUUGAAAUGCUCUAAGCGGCUCUCGAGAACGAAUGUUCCAAGAUCGCCGCAUCGUUUUCGAAGGCGAUUCUCAACGCAGAACAGAACAGAAAAUGUGAAUUUAAAGCUAACACUGAAUACAAACCACUGAACUCUACGGCUAAAUGGGAAUUCGACGCGGCACAUUAAGUUAACUGUGUACAUAAAACCACUUGAAUUUGUCUAUAAGGAGAAUAUAAUUUUCCGAAUUCUGAAAUAUGAUUUCUUUUGGUAAUUUAGAGGACAUGCACACUUUUCUUUGAACCAAACAGAAUUCCAUUUGAAACCCAGAACCAGUUUGGCAGGAAGGAGAGCUCACACUUCGAUUGUUUAAACUGAAAUGUUGCACUUGCUUUGGGUGGACAACAUAAAAUCGAAAACAAAUAAGCUGCAACAUCCGUUCGACAUGAAUUGAUGAGGGACAAAAAUAUCUGAGGGGGACUGCGGAAUUGAUGUUACAAGGAGUAGAUUUCUGUGUAAUUUGCAUGUUUGUCAUUUAGUCAUUAAGCGUUCGAAGGCCGACGUUAAUUAGCAAAAAAUAAAAUAGAAUAAUACGACCAGAUUGGACAACGGAAACUUACCACUUUCCGAUGGCAGAGCUGCACAUCCUAUGGGAAAAACAUUGAUUAAUAACAUUUAGGGCAAAAUCUUAUCACCAGAGCUGUAAAUCUAAGGCGGGUAAAUGUUUCAGCAAGCAUAUUCGAUUAAAGGGCUAACUAAGUGUCAUUAUUAUACCCUGUAAUAUGUAAUAUUAGCAAGGCUCAAAUGAAUGUCCUUCAGUCCCUGCGAAGGUCCCUUUUCGUAAUGCAAUUCAAACCGAUUAGCCAAGGAUUUUAAUUCAACAAUAAAGCGUCUAGAACCGCCAAGAUGCGAAUUAUAAUACGAGAACAUUUCCCCCCUUAGAUUAAAAGAACACACUCCGCAAGAAUCCAUUGCAUCACUUACUUAAUUUAGUCAUAAACUAGUCGAAUGUUGACCAGGAGGUGUUUUAGUUAUAGCUUACCAGUUUACUAUACAUUAACGUUUUUUGACUAUUGAAUAGGAGGGAUCGAUCAAGUAUUUUAUAUUAUAUACGUAUUGUUUGUUACCCACAAACCACACACGUUAAUAAUAAUUCUAGGUGGCAUAAAAACUAUACAACAAAUGGGCAUUGAGUUGAAAUAGUUGAGGCGAAUUUUGUUUCUCUCUGCGUGUAAAUUACGACUAACCAGGAACACCUUCUCAACCUUUCCAGUAACGUAUGUUAGCAAACGUAUUUAACCUAAACUAUUGUAUCUGUAUAUCGACAUAAGUAUCUAUAGCAACGUAUUUACGUACUUAUAAUUGUAUUUUUAAAUGUAUUCUACUGCAUUCCUAGCACAGUUGUGGAAUUGAACAAUAUUUAAAUUUUUAAAGAGUAAAACCGAAACGGAAGGGCGAAAUUGAUCAGAGAAAAAUUUGAAUAUUCUAGACUUUAAGCUGACAACGGAAAGAAUUUUUUUUUACCCUGUAGGGUAUUUACCCAGUAGGGUAUUUGCUAGACGCCUAGCCUCACCAAAAAAAAAUUGAAGCAAAACUAGCGACUAAAAAGUGCAUUACGAAAUGCACUUUAUUUUUUUGUGUUUUCAGUUGUGCAUCAAAUACUUUAGUGGCGUAAGGAAAGCAGAACCUACUGUAUUUGUAUAUGAAUGUUUAUGUACAAUAAAAUUUGUUCAUUGUGUUAAAUAAAAUUGAUGACUCCGUGUACA
Molecule: messenger RNA, 3472 nt
Organism: Drosophila ficusphila
Lineage: Eukaryota; Metazoa; Arthropoda; Insecta; Diptera; Drosophilidae
Gene: AstA-R1
Product: allatostatin-A receptor
Exons: 10
Coding region: 516-1742 (408 amino acids)
Biological process (GO): G protein-coupled receptor signaling pathway
Cellular component (GO): membrane
Molecular function (GO): G protein-coupled receptor activity
Source: RefSeq, a predicted model, not a curated record